AUGUCGACGCAAGUUGUUGGUGCAGCUAGCCCCGGCUCGAGGAGCGUUGGAAGUGGGAAAGCCGAAAUGGGUGACGGGACUAGGGUCGGCUCAACCUCUGCACCUGCGAAGAAGAAGCUGUCCGUGCUGAUCGUGGACGACGACUCCAUGAUUCGCACGAUCCAUACCAUCCUUGUGAAUAGGGUGGGCGUGGAAGUGGAAUCCCAAGUGGCUGAGAACGGGAAGGUGGCUGUGGAUCUGUUCCGCUCUGGGGAAUCCUUUGAUGUCAUCCUCAUGGACUGGGAGAUGCCCGUGAUGAAUGGAAUCGAGGCAACGAAGGAGCUACGGAAAAUGGGAGUCAGCAGCAUGAUCGUGGGAGUGACCUCGCACUCCAUGGAUAUCGAGAAAGAUACUUUCAUGGCAGCCGGUCUGGAUGAUUGCUAUGGGAAGCCCCUGUCGAUCAAGAUCCUCAAGAAUAUCCUCCAGAAGAUGAAGAUCGACCGUUGA
Eucalyptus grandis is the source of this 486-nucleotide messenger RNA. RefSeq names its product two-component response regulator 24. Lineage: Eukaryota; Viridiplantae; Streptophyta; Magnoliopsida; Myrtales; Myrtaceae. The coding region runs from base 1 to 486 and encodes 161 amino acids. The transcript is spliced from 2 exons. The record is from RefSeq and is a predicted model, not a curated record. Gene Ontology annotation, biological process: phosphorelay signal transduction system.